Malassezia restricta is the source of this 948-nucleotide messenger RNA. Its product is annotated as glyoxylate/hydroxypyruvate reductase. Gene Ontology annotation, cellular component: cytosol. NCBI's taxonomy places the organism in Eukaryota, Fungi, Basidiomycota, Malasseziomycetes, Malasseziales, Malasseziaceae. The record is from RefSeq and is a predicted model, not a curated record. Gene Ontology annotation, molecular function: NAD binding; glyoxylate reductase (NADPH) activity; hydroxypyruvate reductase [NAD(P)H] activity. The coding region runs from base 1 to 948 and encodes 315 amino acids. The transcript has a single exon.
AUGUCUAAGCCGAUUGUUGUGCAGACAUGCUGGAUGCCCGAAGCCUUCAUCCAGAAGGCCGCUGAGGCAGGCAAGAUUGAGCUACGUCUAUGGAAGCCACAGGAGGGUGAACGCCGCAUGACGGCUCCGCAGGAGUGGAUCAAGGAACAUAUUCAGGGUGCUUCCGCGCUCAUGUGCACACCGAUGAACAAAGUAUCGGAGGAGAUUUUUGAGGCAGCUGGCCCCUCGCUUAAAGUAGUCUCGACAAUGAGUGUCGGAUUUGAGCAUAUUGACCGCGAGGCGGCGAAACAGCGCGGCAUCCGCGUUGGCUACACGCCUGACGUACUUUCGCCGGCGGUGGCUGACGUGGGUCUGUUGCUCGCGCUGAAUGUAAUGCGGCACGUCCUUGAUGGUAUGAAUACGGUAAAGACAGGAACGUGGCUGAAAAAACCAUGGUCGCCUCUGAGCUUCUGUGGUCCCGCGCUCGAAGACAAGACAGUGGGCUUUAUUGGUUUCGGCAGCAUUGCCCAGGCCCUCGUCCUGAAGCUCCUACCAUUCAAGCCGGGCAAGAUUGUGUACCGCACGUCCAAGCCGCGUGCCUUUGACAUAAAGGACGACUAUUUCCGCUUCCUUUUGCAGGACGAUAUGCUGCAGUGUUAUCACCAGUGCCACCAGCGGCUGCCAGUGCCUGUUGAGAACGAGCCGGAUCUCAAGGCACUGGCCGAGCAGUGCGAUGUCAUUUUGUACGUAUACACUACUUACACACAGCCUCAUUUCUACGCUAAAUGCGUCGACGCACCACCUUGUGGAUGCAGCGUUUUUGCGUGCGAUGAAGCCGUCGGCCUACCUGGUGAACAUUGGCCGCGGUCCGCUCGUAGAUACGCCGGCUCUCGUGGAAGCACUGCACAAGAACGAGAUUGCUGGUGCAGGUCUCGACGUGCUGGAAGGCGAGCCAAACAUUUCCGCUGA